AUGGGUUUCAUGAUCCGGAAGCCAGAUGAUGCAGUGGGCUCGGCUGCCCCUGCCAUCAUCAUCGGCCUGUUCGUGGCGUUUGGUGGUGUGCUAUUCGGGUAUGAUACUGGUACAAUCAGUGGAAUUAUGGCCAUGAAAUACUGGCGCAAACUGUUUUCGACCGGCUACAUCAACCCUUCUGAUGGUCUCCCCGAUGUGACUUCGUCGCAGUCCUCCAUGAUCGUGUCACUUUUGUCUGCUGGAACUUUCUUCGGAGCCCUCACUGCUGCCCCGGUGGCCGAUCACUUCGGUCGACGGCUUGCCAUGAUUAUGGAUUGUGGUGUCUUUGUUUUCGGUGUGAUUUUGCAAACCGCAGCUACUUCAAUUCCCUUGUUUGUAGCGGGCCGUUUCUUUGCUGGAUAUGGUGUUGGUCUGCUUUCUGCAACCGUUCCCCUCUAUCAGUCCGAAACAGCCCCGAAAUGGAUUCGUGGAACGAUUGUCGGCGCCUAUCAAUUGGCCAUCACUCUCGGUCUGCUGGUUGCUGCCAUUGUCAACAAUUCUACCAAGAAUCGUCAGGACACUGGAUGCUACCGCAUCCCUGUUGCUGUGCAGUUCGCAUGGGCUAUAAUUCUCGUCGUCGGAAUGCUUAUCCUUCCGGAGACCCCCCGAUUCCUAAUCAAGCAAGACAAACAUGAGGAGGCUGUCAAGGCACUUGCACGUCUGCGCCGCCUCAACGUCAACGACCCCGCCAUUGUCGAAGAGCUAGUUGAGAUCCAGGCCAACCAUGAAUACGAACUACGCGUCGGCAAGGCUAGCUACCUUGAAAUCUUUCGAGGCGACCUGUGUAGGCGUCUUUUGACUGGCUGUGCUGUCCAGGCCUUGCAGCAACUUGCUGGUGUCAACUUCAUCUUUUACUAUGGCACGACCUUCUUCGAACACUCCGGCAUCAAUAAUAGCUUUGUGAUUACCUUAAUCACCAAUAUUGUUAACGUUGUUUCCACCUUCCCUGGUCUCUGGAUGGUCGAGAAAUGGGGUCGUCGCCCCCUGCUUCUGUUCGGUGCCGUUGGAAUGUGUGUCUGCCAGUUCAUUGUCGCCAUCGUCGGCACCACUGCAGAGUCUGGUGUUGCAAACCAGGUUCUCAUUGCCUUUGUCUGCAUUUACAUCUUUUUCUUCGCUUCCUCGUGGGGUCCAGUAGCUUGGGUUGUGACCGGCGAGCUGUUCCCUCUCAAGGCUCGUGCGAAAUGUCUCUCCAUCACCACAGCUACCAACUGGCUUCUUAACUGGGCCAUUGCCUACGCCACCCCCUACAUGGUGGAUUCUGGACCCGGAAACGCGAACCUGCAGUCCAAGGUUUUCUUUAUCUGGGGUGGAUUUUGCUGCCUUGCUGCUGUCUUUGUCUAUACUUGCAUCUACGAGACCAAGGGGCUUACCCUGGAACAGGUGGAUGAGCUUUACUCCAAGGUGCCCGUUGCCUGGAAGUCUAAGGACUUUGUGCCUUCUGUGCACUUCACUGAUGUCCGUGAUGUUGCUGCGGAGCGCAAGGGCGGAAACCUGGCCGAUCUGGAGGCAGAUGCAAGGGCUAAGCAAGACCUGGAGCAUGUUGAGAAGGCUGGCAGCUUUCACUCAUAG
Messenger RNA from Aspergillus ochraceoroseus IBT 24754, 1608 nucleotides. RefSeq names its product sugar porter family MFS transporter. Gene Ontology annotation, cellular component: membrane. Gene Ontology annotation, biological process: carbohydrate transport; transmembrane transport. The coding region runs from base 1 to 1608 and encodes 535 amino acids. NCBI's taxonomy places the organism in Eukaryota, Fungi, Ascomycota, Eurotiomycetes, Eurotiales, Aspergillaceae. The record is from RefSeq and is a predicted model, not a curated record. The transcript is spliced from 4 exons. Gene Ontology annotation, molecular function: carbohydrate:proton symporter activity.